GUUAUGCAGCGUCGCAUGGAUGGCUCGGAGAACUUUAACAGAAACUGGACUGAUUAUGAAAGAGGAUUUGGUGACCCGAGGAAAGAAUUUUGGAUCGGAAACGACAACAUCCACCGCAUAACGUCCAACAAAAAGUACAAAGUUUUGUUCGUGUUGGAGGAUUUCGAAGGGAAGGUGGCAUGUGCAGCUUAUGAUUCAUUCAGUGUUGGCUCGCCAGAUACUUACUACGUUCUGAACAUUGGAAACUACAGUGGAACCGCUGGGGACUCAAUGACCAAUCAAAACCAAAUGGCAUUCACGACGCACGACAAUGAUCACGACUUCUUCACUGGCAAUUGUGCCCUGAUAUAUCACGGCGGGUGGUGGUACAAAGAUUGUUAUGAAGCCUUUCUCAAUGGCUUGUACAGCGAUGGCGUUAAUUGGUGGACGUUCGGUGGUCAUUCGCUGAAAUUCACCGAGAUGAGAGUUGAAUUAAUUUAA
Molecule: messenger RNA, 480 nt
Organism: Helobdella robusta
Lineage: Eukaryota; Metazoa; Annelida; Clitellata; Rhynchobdellida; Glossiphoniidae
Exons: 3
Source: RefSeq, a predicted model, not a curated record